GAAAAAAAAAAAAAAGAACCCCGGAUAAACCGCGUCUUUCUUUUUUUUUUUUGUUAUCGUUAUUUUCAUAAAUGAGAAGAGAUGUCCGUAUUCUUCUUGUUGGUGAUGAAGGAGUAGGUAAAAGUACUCUUAUUGCCUCACUGAUAAAAGAGACUUUUAUUCCAAACGUCCAACAUCUUAUACCCGAAGUCACCAUUCCACCAGAAGUCACCCCGGAAAAUGUAACUAUGCAUAUCAUGGAUUCUUCUGCUCGACCAGAAGACCGCGAACAACUAGAGACAGAGAUACGUAAAGCACAUGUCAUCUGUAUUGUGUAUGCUAUUGAUGAUCCUAAUACAUUCAAUCGUCUUUCGUUAUAUUGGUUGCCUUAUAUACGAUCUUUGGGUGUGAAUGUGCCAGCUGUGCUUGUGGGUAACAAGAUUGAUUUACGUGGAAAUGAUGUUGCCAAUCAAAGUUUGGAAGAUGAAGUGAUACCUAUCAUGAAUGAAUUCAAAGAAGUAGAGACAUGCGUUGAAUGUUCAGCUAAACAACUAUUGAAUGUAUCUGAAGUAUUCUAUUUUGCUCAAAAGGCAGUAUUGCAUCCAACAGCUCCAUUGUAUGAUUCAAGAGAACACGUAUUAAAGCCUCAAUGUGUAGAGGCAUUAAAACGUAUCUUCAAGUUAUGUGAUACAGACAAAGAUUUGAUAUUGAAUGAUGAUGAACUGAAUGAAUUCCAGAGAAAAUGCUUUAAUGCUCCCCUACAGCCUCAAGAACUUGAAGGUGUCAAAGAUGUCGUUCGAGAACAUGAACCUACAGGUGUCAGUGAUGUGGGUCUUACAGAAACUGGUUUUAUCUUUUUACAUUCAUUAUUUAUACAAAGAGGAAGAUUGGAAACAACAUGGACUGUACUUAGGAAAUUUGGUUAUGGCGAUGAUCUUUCUUUAAGAGAAGAUUUCCUUUUACCUACAUUCGAAGUCUUGCCAGAGUGUUCAGUUGAAUUAAGCCCUCAUGGCUAUCAAUUCUUUGCUGAACUGUUUCAAACAUUCGAUCAAGACAAAGAUGGCGCAUUGAACCGACAUGAGCUUGAUUCACUCUUUAGUACAUCACCCGGUAAUCCAUGGGCCAAUACAGGCUUCCCUCAUACCACCAUCACAACCGAAACAGGUUCAGUCACACUUCAAGGCUGGUUAGCUCAAUGGAGCAUGACCACCUUAUUAGACCAUAGAACAACACUCAAGUAUUUAGCCUAUCUUGGAUUUGAAGGGGACACACGUACUGCUCUCAAGAUCACGAAACCUAAACGCCUGGAUCGUAAAAAGGGUAAAAUUCAACGCAAUGUGUUUUCAUGUUAUGUGUUGGGUGCACCAGGCACAGGCAAGACAUCGCUACUGAAGAAGUUUGUUCAUAAGCCAUUCUCUGAGAAAUAUCAGCCUACAACAGAACCCUUUCAAGUGGUCAAUUCAGUUGAAAUGAAGGGUGCUGAAAAGUAUCUUGUGAUGCAAGAGAUCGAGUCGAGUCAAGUACAAGAUGUUUUAUCAAACAAAAGAAAACUAGAUCAAUGCGAUUUAUUGUGUUUAGUGUAUGACACAAGUGAUGCGAAUUCAUUUGAUUAUGUGGCCACAUUAAGAGAAAAAUACAGCAUAGAUCAUAUUCCUACUGUGCUUGUCGCUACCAAGUGCGAAUUAGAUCUUGUCACACAAAGAUGUGAAAUUCAACCUGAUAUUUAUUGUAGAAAUCUAGGUCUUGCUGUUCCUCUCAGUGUAUCUGUGAAGGAAAACCAAAUGGCUGAUUUAUAUCAUAUUUUGACUGGUGUUGCCAUGAACCCAACAAUUGCUACACCGGGUUCUUUUGAAAAAAGCGAUAAACCAUGGUCAACAAAGAACUAUUUGACAUUGUCCUUGGUUGCUGGUGUGGUGAUAUUGACAGGUUUAGUGGGAUUCAAAUUCUUAAAGAAUCAUGGUGUCUUUUCUCAUCAUGGCUUAAGUAGUGCUGCUGCUUCUGCUGCAUCAAAAAAGAAAGAGUUUUUAUAAAUUCUUGUUCUCAAAGAAAAAAAAAAAAAAAAAAAAAA
This is a messenger RNA of Gilbertella persicaria, 2047 nucleotides long. RefSeq names its product P-loop containing nucleoside triphosphate hydrolase protein. The transcript has 11 exons. The coding region runs from base 72 to 2009 and encodes 645 amino acids. Lineage: Eukaryota; Fungi; Mucoromycota; Mucoromycetes; Mucorales; Choanephoraceae. The record is from RefSeq and is a predicted model, not a curated record. Gene Ontology annotation, molecular function: calcium ion binding; GTP binding; GTPase activity. Gene Ontology annotation, cellular component: mitochondrial outer membrane. Gene Ontology annotation, biological process: small GTPase-mediated signal transduction; mitochondrion organization.